Molecule: messenger RNA, 926 nt
Organism: Funneliformis caledonium
Lineage: Eukaryota; Fungi; Glomeromycota; Glomeromycetes; Glomerales; Glomeraceae
Source: the annotation of a GenBank genome assembly
GUUCAAUAGAUCAUAAUCAAACCCAUGAAACACCACCACUCACCAACAUUAGUAAGAUUGCCUUUUAUAUAAAGAAUUCUUUGCAUAUGGAUUUCUUGGAUAGUUAUUUCACAGAAUCAGAGACGGUAGAAAUUUCUUUACCUGAUGUUAAAUUCCCAAAUGCUGCCUCAAUGGAUCUUUAUGAUGGAGGUGAUCCACUAGUUCUUUCAUUUGAACCUAAAAGUUCCGAGUCAUAUAUAGAAAGUUCUAUUAAGGCAGCCGCACCCGCAUAUCCUUAUGACUUUUUUUCUUGUCAGAAAGAAGAUUGGUUUCCUCCAACGUUUCAAUCAUUUGUUGAUAUGUUAAUAUUACGAUGUAAUAAAAUGUCUACCUCAACAGCAUAUAAUGUUGUUAAUUCGGUUAAGGCAGAAGAAUUUUUGUACAUAAUUGAUAAUCUUAUAAAUUAUGACUUCAUGAAUAACGAGAGUUUAGAAGGAACUCAAUCGUUAGUGUUAGACACACGAAUCGUAAUGAAGGAAUAUCAACCGAUUUUAUACGUUGCAUUUUGCCUAUCUGGAUCAGUUCAAUAUUCACCACCAUCCUUGUGGGUUCUCCGAUCAUCAUUAAAAUCUGAAAAUACACCAAAUCUGGAAUUUAAUUCUGAAAAAUCUCUUGAUAAACGAACCAGUGAAAUUUCCGUUAUCGAACUGUCAAAUCAGAAGCAACAAAAUAAGUAUCUUAUAAUAACAGAUAUGCAAUUAUUUGAUGAUGAGAAAAUGCAUUUAAUCAUAACUGGGCUUGAUGAAUCAGAAAAUGAAGUAAAUUGUAUAGUAGAAGUGAAUUACACAGAACUAAAUUUUAUACAAGUUAUCGAACCACGCACAGUACUACAAGCGAUAGAAUAUUCAAAAAGAAUCAAUGUUGUUGAUCAAGUAUUAAACCAAAAG